AUGGAGGAGAUGCCCGCGCGCGUCACCGUGGUGUACCACAGUUUUCUAGGUUUCUUGGUCGCAUCCGCCGCUGCCGCCGCCACCGCCAUCCCGCCGCCGCCGCUCGCGCGCCCUCCGCGCCGGCCGCCGCUUCUACCCGAUCCAUCCGCCUGCCCGCGGUCUCCAGCCGCCGCCGCAGCCGCGCUCCUCCGCGCCGGCCGCCACUCGCACCUCGCUAGCCGCCGCGCUGCCUCCCGCAUCGCUAGCCCGCCCGCCCUCGCUCGCAGCCUGGUUUCCUGUGUCUACCCGGCGACCGCGCACAUACAUAUACGUGCUUGUACAGCCAAGCGAUCGAUCCAGGAAAUCCAUCAGCUUCGUGUGUCUCUCGCGCGCCGCCGCCGCCGCUCCCCGCCGCCGCCGCUACCGCGCAGCGCCUCCCCGCGCGCGCCGCUGCCGUCCAUGGACUCUCCGGGCUACUUCACCAUCUACGGUGGAACCGCUCCACCGGCCGCGCCGAUCCAGUCACGUCCUCCCACACCCGCCGGGUGUUACCCGUUGUCGCCACCAGCGCCUCCCCCGCAGCAACCGCAAGGGGGAGGUGGCCGACGCAACCGGCGUGGCGGCGGUCGCCGCCGCCUGCAGCAGCAGCGGGCCCAGGACGCCGGGGGGGCGCCGCACUAUCAGCAGGCUCUCCCCGCUGGCCACCAGGCGUUCAUUGGCGCGCCCUUGCAGCCGAUUGGCGCCGGCUACGGCGCCCUCCUUGCGCCGCCGCCCCUUGGUGGUUAUGGCCCGACCGUCUAG
Aegilops tauschii subsp. strangulata is the source of this 780-nucleotide messenger RNA. NCBI's taxonomy places the organism in Eukaryota, Viridiplantae, Streptophyta, Magnoliopsida, Poales, Poaceae. The record is from RefSeq and is a predicted model, not a curated record.